Zerene cesonia (dogface butterfly) is the source of this 1455-nucleotide messenger RNA. RefSeq names its product probable hydroxyacid-oxoacid transhydrogenase, mitochondrial (gene T3dh). Gene Ontology annotation, molecular function: metal ion binding; alcohol dehydrogenase (NAD+) activity. The record is from RefSeq and is a predicted model, not a curated record. The coding region runs from base 1 to 1389 and encodes 462 amino acids. The transcript is spliced from 8 exons. NCBI's taxonomy places the organism in Eukaryota, Metazoa, Arthropoda, Insecta, Lepidoptera, Pieridae. Gene Ontology annotation, cellular component: mitochondrion.
AUGUCUUCUCGUAAACGUGUGUUUGAUUUGCUGAGAACGAUUAACGUUGCUGCAUGCCAAUGCCCUGCCCAUAGUCAUAGAGGAAACUUCCAGGUGACUAAUGCAACACCAACAAAAGAUUAUGCGUUUGAAAUAAAAUGCUCGACUGUAAGAUAUGGGUUAGGUGUUACAAAAGAGGUUGGCCUGGAUCUUGUCAACCUGGGUGCUAAAAAUGUUUGUGUUAUGACUGAUCCCAAUGUGGUAUCAUUGAGUCCAACUAAGGCUGUGUUAGAUUCACUUACAAAAAAUGGAAUAAACUACAAAGUAUAUGACAAUGUUAGAGUGGAGCCAACAGAUACAAGUUUUAAGGAUGCCAUAGAGUUUGCAAAAUCUGGUGAAUUUGAUAGUUUCGUAGCUGUUGGAGGUGGAUCAGUGAUGGAUACAUGUAAGGCAGCAAAUUUGUACUCAUGUGAUCCUGAUGCAGAAUUCCUGGACUAUGUCAAUAUGCCUAUUGGUAAAGGAAAGCAAGUUACUGUUCCUCUGAAGCCUCUCAUUGCAAUUCCGACAACCAGUGGUACAGGAAGUGAAACAACAGGCAUGAGUAUUUUUGACUAUGAAGAAAUUCAUGCUAAAACUGGUAUAGCAAAUUCUGCGCUUAGACCUCUCCUGGCCCUAAUAGAUCCUCUUCACACAUUAACUGUGCCCAAAAAUGUUGCCAUAUUCUCUGGCUUUGAUAUAUUUUGUCAUGCAUUGGAAAGUUUUACGGCAAUACCUUAUUCUGAGCGUGGACCUGCGCCGUCGAAUCCUGCUUUGAGGCCAGUGUAUCAAGGAAGCAAUCCUAUCUCUGAUGUCUGGUCCAGAUUUUGCUUGCAGACACUAGCGAAAUACUUCCAGCGAUCGGUAAACAACGCGGAUGAUAUAGAAGCGCGUUCGAGCAUGCACCUCGCCGCCACAAUGGCCGGAGUGGGCAUUGGCAACGCGGGCGUACAUCUGUGCCACGGCCUAGCCUAUCCUAUUGCGGGCAACGUGAAAGAAUUUAUCCCAGAUGAUUAUGGAAAGGACCCAAUAAUACCUCACGGACUAGCAGUAGUAAUGACGGCUCCAGCAGUGUUCCGCUUUACAGCUCAAAGCGAUCCCGACAAGCAUUUGGAAGCUGCCAAUCUUUUGGGUUUUGACAUCGCGAAUCGCAAACAAGAAGACGCCGGCCAAGUACUGGCUGAUGCCAUAUUAAGUUAUAUGGAAAAGAUGAAUAUAGAUAAUGGGCUUUCUAGUCUUGGGUAUAACAGUGAGGAUAUACCAAAGCUAGUUAAAGGUGCUUUGCCACAGCAUCGAUUAUUACAAUUAACUCCAGUUACACAGACAGAAGAAGAUUUACAUAAACUUUUGGAGGAUUCUUUAACUAUAUAUUAAUAUAUUAAAAGGUUAAAAGCAAUCUUGUUAUUAUAUUUGUAAGGAAAAUGGUUUUGUUUUGAAAUA